Molecule: messenger RNA, 1268 nt
Organism: Aedes albopictus (Asian tiger mosquito)
Lineage: Eukaryota; Metazoa; Arthropoda; Insecta; Diptera; Culicidae
Gene: Sfxn2
Product: sideroflexin-2
Exons: 6
Coding region: 203-1171 (322 amino acids)
Biological process (GO): monoatomic ion transport; serine import into mitochondrion
Cellular component (GO): mitochondrial inner membrane
Molecular function (GO): monoatomic ion transmembrane transporter activity
Source: RefSeq, a predicted model, not a curated record
GGACAGUCAUAAGCAUAAAGCUCGCACAAUAAAUACAGAGCUCUGACAGAAGGUACGAGCCAGUGCAUCAAAACUGCCAGUGAAUUAACGCGAUUUUGUUCGUAAAAAUCACACAAAAAUCGCAUAGUUUUUGUUUUAGUAAUUGUGAUAGUGGUAAUUCAACGUAUUCUCAACGGAGUAUAAAUAAACUAAUUGACACAAUAUGUCGCAAAUCGAUAUUGACAAACCGUUAUGGGACCUGAAGACAUUUACCGGGCGGUUUAUGCAUUUUCUCUGGGUGACGGAUCCCAGAACAUGCUUUACUCCCGAAGAAGAGUUGCAUAAAGCCAAGGAAUUAGUUUUGAAAGUCCGAAAGGAUCAACUCGCACCACCAAAUGUGUCGAUGGAAGAAAUUCAUCGUGCUAAAAAGCUCUAUGAAAGUGCAUUCCAUCCUGACAGCGGCGAGUUGCAGAACAUUUUCGGGCGCAUGAGUUUCCAAAUGCCCGGUGGAAUGGCCAUAACUGGCGCCAUGUUGCAGUUCUACAGAACUAAUACAGCCGUUAUCUUCUGGCAAUGGGUCAAUCAAUCUUUCAAUGCAUUAGUAAACUACACUAACCGAAACGCAAAUUCGUCCUUAACAACUACACAACUGGUAGUAUCUUAUGUUUCAGCAACGAGCUCGGCUCUGGUCGCAGCCGUUGGGUAUAAAGGUUACCUAACGAGAACGGCUAGCCCGUUCUUCCAGCGUUACGUUCCAUUCGUAGCCGUGGCCGUGGCAAAUUGCAUCAAUAUUCCACUCAUGCGGCAGAACGAACUUAUUUACGGAAUUGACAUACAGGAUGAGAACGGUAACAACGUGGGAAAGAGCAGAGUGGCGGCAGCUAAGGGAAUAAGUCAGGUGAUAUUUUCACGCAUUGCUAUGUGCGCUCCAGGUAUGCUAAUUCUGCCAGUCAUUAUGGAAAAGUUGGAAACGUACAAGUCCUUCAAGAGACUUUCAUUCCUACACGCGCCGUUCCAAGUGAUGGUGGUUGGAUGCUUCCUAACUGUGAUGGUGCCAACGGCAUGUGCACUAUUCCCACAAACUGCAUCUCUGAACACCAACGUCAUGCGAAUAAUGGAGCCGGAGUUCUACGAACAAAUGAAGAAAAGCGGCAACGUUCCGGAAAAGGUAUACUUCAACAAGGGAUUGUAAUCGACGCGAUACCCAAAGAUAUUUGUAGUAUUUAUGUACUAGCACAUAUGGGGUGCAAAAUUAAGAAAUACAUGCUUAACAAUUUAAUGAUGCUAAA